UCAGUCGCUCUGAGCGUCGGACGUGGAUGCUUUCAGCGAUCUAUCUCCUCCCGGUAUCUUACCCACUCAUGUCUAUGCCGCGUUUCAUUUGUCCUUUAAGUAUUUUAAGGAGACGAAUGUGAGAAAGUACGCGUCACUUUUUCGUUUGGAGAGGACAAUUUGCGAUGGAACAGGAGUCUUGAUGCUAAGUUGGAUCUCUCUCAAGGGACGUCUUUUAAAGUACAAAAUCAGCGACACUGACGACUUGACACAGGGGAAAGGCUCUGGUCAGGCUGAAGUGAAGGGUCGCUGAGCUCAGACACUCUUCUUCCACCGACUCACAAAUUAUACACACACGGGGGGGAAAGUCACACACUGACACAUCAGUCUAGCGACGCAGACACUCAGUUUACACACUUGAGUGCACACACAAAGCUUCGUCCUUGCAGGAGUGCACACACAUUCAAACACAGGCCCCUUGAGCAGGAUGAGGGAACCUUGGAGGUACCUGCUGGGCCUGUGCCUCCUGGUGUGCUCGGCCUUCAACCACAGUGCCGCCAAUCCUUUUGCAGGGCAGCAGACCCCUCCGGACCCCUGCUAUGAUGACACAGGUGCAGCCCGUCGGUGUAUCCCUGAAUUUAUCAAUGCUGCCUUCGGCAAGGAGGUGAUUGUGUCCAGCGUGUGUGGCCGACCGCCCUCCCGUUCCUGUAGUGUGGUGGAGCGGGGUGAUGAGCGUCCUUCUGUACGCACGUGCCAAAUCUGUGAUGCAGCGGACCCUCGCCGUGCCCACCCGGCAUCCUACCUCACUGACCUCAACUCGGCCCACAACCUCACUUGUUGGCAGUCGGAGAAUCUGAACACCUCUCCGUACAAUGUGACUCUCACCCUUUCGCUGGGUAAAAAAUUUGAGAUUACCUACGUCAGCCUUCAGUUUUGCUCACCACGACCUGAAUCCCUGGCCAUAUACAAAAGCAUGGACUAUGGCAAAACAUGGAUGCCCUACCAGUUCUACUCCUCACAGUGCCGCCGCAUGUACAACCGGCCCAACAAAGCAACCAUUACCAAGCAGAAUGAGCAGGAGGCUCUUUGCACAGAUGGUCACACUGACCUUUAUCCACUGUCUGGAGGACUUAUAGCUUUCAGCACUCUGGAUGGACGGCCUUCUGGUAAAGACUUUGACAACAGCCCAGUCCUGCAGGACUGGGUCACCGUCACUGAUAUCCGUGUGGUCUUUAGCCGGCCCCAGCUACCCCGGGAGUUGGUACUGGGGGCUGGAAGCAACACUGGAGGGAGAGACGAUGACCCCAUGGCAGUGACAUCAACACUGCCAACUUAUUUCUAUGCAGUGGGAGACUUCCAGGUGGGCGGGAGGUGUAAGUGCAAUGGUCAUGCCUCACGCUGUCUGAAAGACAAGGAAGGCAAACUGGUGUGCGACUGCAAACACAACACAGAAGGACCUGAAUGUGACCGCUGCAAGCCCUUUCACUAUGACCGACCUUGGCAGAGGGCCAAUGCUCGUGAGGCCAAUGAAUGUCUGCCAUGCAACUGCAACCUCCACGCCCGCCGGUGCCGCUUUAACAUGGAGCUAUACAAGCUGUCAGGCAGGAAAAGUGGAGGGGUGUGCAUGAAUUGCCGCCAUAAUACUGCAGGACGCCACUGCCACUACUGCAAGGAGGGCUUUUACAGGGACAUGGCCAGACCGAUCACCCACAGGCGAGCCUGUAAAGCUUGUGACUGCCACCCUGUGGGCGCAGCAGGCAAGACAUGCAACCAAACCACAGGCCAGUGCCCCUGCAAGGAUGGUGUCACUGGCAUCACCUGCAACCGCUGCGCUAAGGGCUACCAGCAGAGCCGUUCGCCUGUGGCCCCCUGUAUCAAAAUCCCUGUGGUCAACCCCACAGCUGUCGUGAGCAGCACAGAGGAACCAACAGAUUGUGAGUCCUACUGUAAACCAGUAAAAGGCAACUUGAAGAUCAACAUGAAGAAAUACUGCAAAAAGGAUUAUGCUGUCCAAGUGAAUGUGCUGGACAUGGAGACGGUGGGGGACUGGGCCAAGUUCUCCAUUAGUGUAGUAUCUGUGUACAAGAGCCGGGGCGAGCCCUUAAAGCGAGGUGACAACAUCUUGUGGGUGCACAUGAAGGAUCUAGCCUGCAAGUGUCCUAAGAUCCAGAUGAGCAAACGAUUCUUGGUAAUGGGGGGCACCGAAGGUGGAACAGGUCCAGGGGCGGGUCCAGGAGUCGGUCCUGGAGGUGGACCCAGCAGUCCGGGGGCGGAGCGCGUAGGCUUGGUGGCCGAUAAGAACAGCCUGGUGAUCCAGUGGAGAGACGUUUGGACGAGACGUCUGAGGAAGUUCCAGCGCAAAGAGAAGAAGGGGAAGUGUAGCAAAGCAUGAUGGGGAAAAGCAGCGUCCAUCCCUACCUCUCCCUCCAUGGCACUCAUUCACAAAUCCUGACUGUUGACUUCUCUUUCCCCUGAACCCUUUUUCCUCCUCCUUCUCCAUUGUGGGAACGCUGCACAUUACGAAGACUGCAUGUACCCUGCCUGUUUUAAGGACCACGUUUUGUGUAUAUUGUAUAAUUUUUCAUUUUUAUUUUUCACGUCUUGUCUUUGUAAGGCCACUUGUCUUUUUGUCUGAUUGGUUUGCCUUAAAAAGGGACCAUUAAAAAGGGUGUGAAGUGUAGACAAAAGCAGGUGCCAUUCCCUCUCUCUCGACGACGACAGCGGAACUGUCCACCCACCCCCACUCUUCCCCAAAUACAACUCCCUGACCUCCACCUCCUGUCAAGACUGACUGUCUUCUGCCACUUUAAGGUACUCCCAUGUAAGACUACCAAUGCUCACACCUCACACUUCACAGACUGAUAUCAGCAACAAGACAAGCUGCAGAUCUCCAGCUUGGCCACCUCACGUGUUUUUAAUUGAAACAAGCUGGGCCACCUGAUAACCUUCAGCAUUUUCCUGUCGAAACGGGCCUACUUUCUCCAGGUCUUUGCAGUACCUUCUUUGGACUAUAGGACUUUAGUCCUAUGAGGAACCAAGGGCUCCCUUUGCAGGGACAUUUUCCACAGCAAACCUCAGUCACACCACCACUGCUGCUGCUGCCACCACACAGCCCUCACAGAAUAAACUGCUCAUGUAGGCUCUUAUAUGUACAAGUAUGUGAUGCCACUGCUCAUGAUAGUUUGUAUGCCUUGUGUGGCUAUUUGCUAUCUCAACCAUCCACAUGCUUAUUUGAGAUGUAUCCCAUUUGUUUCACUUUAAGCAGAGCAAAACCCUCGGCAUGUGUCACAUUCCAGGCCUCUUGACCACUAGUCCCUCUCAUGAGUGGUUUGUAGAGUCACCAUCAUGACUCAUUGCUUGUCACUUUUUGUGGAAGAAAGAUUAAGCAGUGCGGACAAGUGGGCGGAAUUUCAGAACAAUGCCAAUAUUUCCAGGGAGACUUUUCGCUUCGUGGAUAAUCUCUUCCGCUGGGUUCAGUUCCUCCAAAUGUUGCUGUGUGGCCACUGUCAUUUAUGUCUUUUUAAAUGGCCGAACAUUUUUAUUGUGUUGACCAAGACUGGCAGGCUUUUGUUUGCCACAAUAAGAGAUUGAAACAAGAGUUCCUUUUCAUGCAGUAAAAACAAAAAACAAGUCGGAUAAACAAUGUAGCUGUGUUUUUCUCCGUAUUUUGACAAAAUGAAUGAGCCUGGAAAGUUUUUAGUGCUCACUGAUUGUAUUAUGACAUGCGAGGAUCAUAUUUCAGCCCUCAUGUGCUUUGUUAAGUUUGCAUGUUUGUGGUUUUUUGCUGGUCCAUCAAAACCUUACAGGAAGCGCAGAGAGAGAGCUAAACCAAUAUGAGCACGAAGAGCCAAAUGAAAACGUCCCAGGUCAUCUUCCACCACUUGCCCACCCUAAUGCAUAACCCUGUCAUGCUUUGCCAAAUAAGAGUAGUCAGUUUUUAAAUUCAAUUAAGGGACUAUGAAAGUCAGGAUCAACAAAAACCACAGAGAGACCCAUCUGGUUGCUCUCAAGCUUUUUAUCUGCCUUUUGCAGUUAUUUCAUUUUGUAAAGGACUUUACAAUUUAUUUAAAUAGAGUACAAUAUAAACACACAGUUUAGUUGAGGGGCACAUCAAGCUCACAUAACAGUGAGUGUUCCUACAGGCAUCUCAUGCUAGCUUGUGGUUACGCUCCUUUGGCUUUGGCGGCAUGUUUGGUUUGUCAUUCCUCCAAAAGUGUCUCUCCUCUGCUCUUGUCUGUGUGUCAGCCAUGAACUCCCUCCCUCCAACCCCAAACUCCCCUUUUAACCCUUUUUUGCAUGUUGUGUAUUUAGUGUUUUAGAUAAGUGAAAGCACAGAAAGAGGCUACCAGACUCCUCUGUGGUGUAUAGUACUGCACUGUAGUUCUUGUUUUCGGAGAAUGUAAGUCAGUCUGCAAAGAAACAGUCGCGCAGGUGAAUGGUCCGAUUUGUGUUUAUGAAGUGUUAUUAGAACUCGGAACGUGGGUGGCAUGAUAAUCGAUGCUGUUAUGAACUCAGAGCAUGAUUAGAUGUUGUUCAAAUGAUUGUGGCUCUUCAUGCUUAUGUCUCUCAUCACAUUUUUUUUUUUUUUUUUAAUGAUCCAAUGCAAACACAACUUGUGACCAAAAUGAAUUAUAAGCCACCACGAUUUCUGACGUGACACACAAACAAACAAAAAAUGGCAAAGAAGAUCAAAACAAACCGUUUAUGAUGGUGCUAUGCUGAGGGCACAAAUCCCACUGAUGGAAUUUUGCAAAAAUGCAGAAGCAAUCAUUUAUUUAUGUGUUGGCAGUCCACAGUGGCCUGUCAGACAGGUGGUGUUACAGUAGCACAUGCGUCCUCAUCUUGGUAUGCAAGUCUGGCAUUACAAUGAAUUGUCAAAAUAGUUCCCCAUGAAGCCUGUCUCAGCUCCUCGAGUGCACAACACCCGCAUGAAGGAAUUCCAUAAAAUUCUUUCUCUUCUAGUUUUUAAGUGACAUGUCACACUAUAGGAACCCCCACUUGGCAAAAAAGUUUUUUGCGAUGCCUGCUGUUUUGGUUUUUUUGUUUUUGUUUUUUUUGCCAGUUGUGUAUCCCCAAAAAUGCUGGAUAGUUGAACACACUUCUCCUAAAGCCUGAAUUAGGCUUUAGGAGAACCCUACAUGGUAAUCACAAUCCUUGAGGGCUACGUUGUCGUAGGUUACGGCGUAGGGUUCAGAGCGGAUUUCCGGUUACAUUUGUAGGACCGACAUCAAAGUCUAAUUCAGGCCUAAGGGCCCCAUUAUACCAGCUGUGUGGUGCCUGGAUGAUGGCGCUGUGUGACAAAGCUGACGUCAAAUAGAUGUCAUAUCUGCUGUCGUAAGCUGCCAUUUCUGAUCUUGGCAAGAUCAGUUGCCAUGUCAUUGAAACUGACACUAACAAUAAGUUAAAAGUUUUUAGUGAUUCAUAUACUGAUACAGCUGCUGUGUAUGGAUAGUAAGUGUCCAAAGCUUUGCAGUGUGAUCACUUUUUUGUUUUUCCUCUUUUAUACGUUGAUCUAAAUAUUCAUGAAUUGAAAAAGAUGAAAAAUGCACAUGGUUGUCCUGCAGUUCUGUGGGGUGUCCAGUAUUGGCAUGUAAGCUGUUUUGCCCUCCAGGGCUCUGUGUCAGUCACGUGAUUAAAAGCUAUGAACCCCCCAUUUCCCUCUUAAGUGCCCACCCUGAACGUCGGAAUCAAAAUAGGUUAAAAUCUGCCAGAUUUUUAUAUAUAUAAUUUUUUUUUUGGGAGGGGUGGAAGUGUAGUUCUCGUGAAAGCUUUUUUGUGAGCCUCAUAGAGAGAGCUGUCCUGUUGUUUUAUAUUAACAAGCCCAGCAGCUUGGCAGUGGAACUGAGGCCAUAACUGCUUCACUUUGUUUCCCCCCUUUUUUUCCACAGCGUUUAUAGCAUUCGCAGGUGUGUGAGUUUGUGUUUAAUUAACCUUCCCGAGCAAACAAGUGACAUGCACAACUUGCAGAGAGGUGAGAGAAAACUUAUUUGAAGUGUGGAGUUUUCUGGUGGGGUGGGGGAGUUAUUUUUAUUUUUUUUUUUUCCUCUUCACUUCUGCAAGUCCAUGAUGAAGAAUUAUCACAUGCAUUUUCUUGGUGAACUUCCCAUGUUUUUUUUUUUUUUGUUGUUUUUUUCCUUUUUUUGUGUGGGUGUGUGUCAUUUUCAUCCACACAUUUGGCUUGUCCUGAUGGAUUUUUAAUAUUGUAAAUAUGUACUGAACUGCCUCUGCCGUUUGUUGUCUUUUGUAAAGCAUCACUUAGCCUGGGAUGACUCACAUUUAUGGAUGUACAAACCAGAUGAUUAUGGAUGUUAUAUGGAUGUAGAAACCAGGAACAUAUGCUUUUGUGAUCACGACCAGAAGACGUGGUUCAGAUAUUACACAGAAUGUAUUCCUUUCAGUUUUAUGUUGUUUCCAGACAACAACCACCCAAUUGUAAAUGACUUUGAGGUGAAUGGAGUAAAAAUGUGACUGACUGGACUCUCCGGUUUUCCCAUAGAGGUGCAGAUGGAAACUGACACACAGAGCCCACCAUGUUCUGUUACAUUAAUGUCCUGGGAAUAAUGGUUCACUCACACAAAAAACUGUCCACCUACCUUUCUUUGGGAACAAAGGGAUCCUGCCUUCAGUCCAGCACUAUUUUUCACUUCUGUUAUAUCAAAGUCUUCCUUGUACAUUUUCCUCUGAGGCAAUGAACCACUGACUUUUUAAUCUAAAUGGUAAAAAAAUAAAUUAUUAGUUAAUGAA
Messenger RNA from Archocentrus centrarchus (flier cichlid), 6723 nucleotides. It is a transcript of the gene ntn2, whose product is annotated as netrin 2. Gene Ontology annotation, biological process: tissue development; motor neuron axon guidance; animal organ morphogenesis. Gene Ontology annotation, cellular component: basement membrane. The transcript is spliced from 7 exons. The record is from RefSeq and is a predicted model, not a curated record. NCBI's taxonomy places the organism in Eukaryota, Metazoa, Chordata, Actinopteri, Cichliformes, Cichlidae. Gene Ontology annotation, molecular function: protein binding. Bases 467 to 2371 code for a protein of 634 amino acids.